Molecule: messenger RNA, 4230 nt
Organism: Neolamprologus brichardi
Lineage: Eukaryota; Metazoa; Chordata; Actinopteri; Cichliformes; Cichlidae
Gene: cd164
Product: CD164 molecule, sialomucin
Cellular component (GO): cytoplasmic vesicle
Source: RefSeq, a predicted model, not a curated record
AGCAGCAGGAACAGCGGCGGCACGAAACGCAACACAGAGGGGUAGCUGUGAAAUCUCCCGAGUCUCGUUCUCGACGCCUCUCUCAAGAUACAUUUACCCCCUCUCCACCCCUGUUGAAGCAGGCUCAGCAAUAAGUUGUCCGCAGUCAUGUACGUGAAGGUGGUGUUUUUCGCGGUGGCUCUGGCUCUGAUUGGCGCGGCAGUCGCGGCAGACUCAGAUGGAUGUUCCGGGCUAACUUCAUGUGAUAAAUGUGUGGAAGUAUCUGAAUGCCUCUGGGCUAAUUGCUCAUCAACUCUUGGCUGUUACAAUGGGACUCUAAAAGGAAAUGACUCCUGCAGUAACGCCAGCUGCUCCGGCUCUGUGAGUACGCCCAAUCCUACAACCCCCAAUACUACUGUUGUUCCCACCACCUCUAACAGCAACACCACAGAGAAUGGAACCAGUGCUACUACUCCUACUGCUACCCCCAAUCCACCAACAGCACACUCCAACUCCUCGAGUACUUCUUCAACUGUAACUGUCACAACAGUCAGCCCGACAACCGCCCCUCACAAGAACUCGACUUUUGAUGCCGCAAGCUUCAUCGGUGGGAUAGUGCUGGUCCUGGGGCUGCAAGCCGUCAUCUUCUUCCUCUACAAAUUCUGCAAGUCCAAGGACCGCAACUACCACACCCUUUGAAAAGCUCCCACUUGACCUAUCCUCGCCAACUAGACCCUUCCAGAGAAAGCUCCCUGAUCAGCACACACUCAUCCGCGUGGUCUCAAACAGUGUUUUCAAGCAGGUUAAUUUUGUAAUCAAUCAUCUUUGUGGCGCUUGUGAUUCUAGCCUCCCUUAGUGCUGCUGUUGUAGUCACUAUAGAGGAACCCACGCAUGCCCGUAUGUGUGAUAAAUCAACCGCCAAACAGAUCCUCAGUGACGAGGCAUUCAGGCCUUGAGCAUAUGGAUUACAUCAUCCGGUAGCUGCUCCCACCUCCAUCAUGCAGUUACUCAUUUCUGCAAAGACCAUUUCCCAGUGAAUCUGAAAGGAAGGGGGCUUGUGUUAUUUACAGCCUUCCUCCUCAUACCUUCGUCAGUUAAAUAGGCCACAUAAGAGUUAAAAGAAUUAGCCAUGUAUACAAAGCGGCUCAGGAGUCGUACCGCUACAGAGGUCACGUUGAUUUGGAAACACUGUUUGAGAUCACAACUGCUCUUUAACACGACGACUUUGAUGAUUCAGUUUUGCUUUUGCCCUGUUAAAUUGUGGUUUCCUCCCCUCUGUGCAGCUGUAUUAUGUAUAUUUGUUCAUAGAUGAUGUAAAAGAGGCGGGGAUUCUUUUUUUUUUUUAAAAAAAAAGGGGAUAAAAGCAGAACCAAAUCAUCCAAUGUUGUGGAUAAAACAAAAAAACAGGCUUAUUUAUUGAUGGGUGUCUCCAGUAACAUUUAGGAGUGCUGUGUGUUUUCUCCUGCUGAAUCCCCCCCGUUCCAUCCUAAUAUUCAAGAUGUUAAAACACCAACUGCCAGCGGGGCAGCUCAGUGCAAUAAAUCAUGUAUCGAGCUUAAUUCCCAGCCAUUAAUCUCCCAAACUUCCUGAUUUUAACCGGUGUCAAAUUGUCCAUGCAUGGGUUGCCAACGUGGAGCUGGCUGUUCUAUUCUGUGGAGUAGUUGAAAGGAUCAAAAAUUAAUGAUGGUAGAAUAUUUGUUAAAAACAAUAAUGGGGAAGUUUUGGGUUGGAUUUUUGUUUGUUUGUUUUAACAGUAAGUACAUUUCUUGAUGUACACAGUGAAAGCAGUGAAGUGCCUUUAAUGUCCUAUAUGACUUAAAGAGAAGGAGGGGUGAGUGUUUAUUAGUUUAUAAGAGAGAGAGAACUGUAUCGCCGUGAGAACCAUCGUAUUGCAGCUGGACUGAAGAGCCUUUAAUGUUGGUGAAUACAGUAGAUGGUGAUAACAGGAGGGCCUGGAUCUUUUUUUUUUGGGGGGGGGGUCCACUGUAAGUUAAACAGAUAUUCAGUGCAUGAAACCCACAGUUACUUCAGUGGUGACUUUGUAGAAAGUACUUAAAGGUACCCUAGCAUCUAAUUUACCCUCUAAAAGCUCGCAAUUCAUGUUUUCCAAGUUCAACCAGGAAGGGGGGUUUUAGAGUGGUGUUGUAAAUCUGAGUGAAGACAUGGGGAGAAUAUUGGGCGUGUUUAAAAACUUGAGAAUCAGAGAGAGUGAAUUGGGGUAAAUGUUGGACUGUUUUGACUGUUUUGUUGUUUUUGUCAAAUGAGCAUCGCACCUCUUGAUUUUGGAUUUUUGCCAUGUUAAGUGAGAGGAUUGUGAAUGAAGAAACAGCUUGGUGGCUGUGCUUAAAGCUUGUGCCGAUUCCUCUGAUUAGCUUGCUGCUAACUGUGAUUAUUUUCUUAUCUCUCUUGUACAUAGCCACAUCCUGUCUUUGUUUUACUUAAGGAAAAGCUAAAUGAGGUGUUUUUUUUCUGAGUUGUUGUGGUUGUUGUUGUUGUUUUGUUUUUUUCUUGUAGUUGCUUGUCAGUGUCAGGAAUGUUUUCUUUAAAUGCCUUUUUUCCCCUCUUGCAUGCUGGAUGCUUGGAGUUGUGUUUUUUCCUUCAUUUGCAUAUGCUCUUAGGGAUUUCAGCUCGACUUAAAAAAAAACAAAACAAAACCCCCCCACUUGAUUAUUUGUGAUUAGCCCAUAUGCUAGUUGAAAGAAUGCCUUGAAUCAGUGUGCAUCAAGCCAAAGUUCUCAGUUUAGGCAUGGAAAUUGAGCAUUGCACUGACGAGCUUUGUUUUCUAUCUUUGCUUUUGUAAAUGUUUUCAUGGUUUAGCCAAAAAAAAUAGAAAAAAAAUGCUUGCAUAAAUACUCGUCCUGAAAUAUUACUAGAUAAUGAAUGAAUGAUCAGCUUGUUUUUUAAGACAUUCAGUGGAAAUGUUUUUCUUCUUAUUGUUUGAUUUGGUUUGGGUUUUUUUGCUUAGGUGAUUUUGGAUUACACGUUUUCUGCUGCUCACCAUUAACACGCCUUUAAAACCUACAGUCACCUGAUGGCAUUAGGCUACAGCCCAAAGACCCAUGUGUGGCAGGUAGGCUGCAGAGUUUUUUGCCUUAGCUGCACCCCUUCGUUCACUCUCUGUACGUGGAGUCCCUUUGGCCAAUUUAAAAGUAACAUUUGAGUUCAUUCCCAGCUGCUGAGUGGGCUGCUGUGCAACUCUGUUCAGCGUGGUCGCUGCGUUCCUUACAAACGGGGCAUCAAAUGUUGAUAUCCAUGGAUAACUGAUCUCCAUUGUGUUUACUCUGCAACUUCUACAAGAUACCUACGCAGUCCCUGCACCUUUUUAAGGAAAAGUGCCUUAUUCAGUUGAUUUCAUAGAUAUAUCUAUAGAUAUAUAGUUGUAUUGCAAAAUGAUAUGCCACAUGUAUUAAGUAACGAUGGGACUCAGCACUUUCAGGCCCCUGUGAAGUGUUUUUCUGUGUCGUAUUCUGCUUAAAUGUCUGUUUAUGUCACAAUCGGCCUUAACUUCUUGAUCAAACGAGCAGUGAUAAGCAUGGUGGGGUGGGGCGGAAGGGAGAGGUUGACUGUGUUCCAUUCUUUCAAGCGAUGCCAUUGAAGCAGCAUUUUAAGUAUACAGCAGAAUCAAAGGUGCUGCUUUAGUGAUGUGAAUCCUUUACGUUUCAGCUUAAAGCACGCAUGUGACCUGGACAGCCUCUCACCAACAUAUAGAGAUAAAAUUCACCAGUAAAGUUGCAACCACAGCCACAAACCUCUAGCGUUGUAAAGUCACACUUCCUCCACGCUACAAAUGGUCACAUGGUGACUCCACUUUGGUUCUAAUUUGCAAUUGCUGCAUCAGAUGACCUUGCUUUCUGUCUUUUGUAAGAUUUCAAAUUCAAAAUCCAAACUCGUUUGGUUGCGGAGUUCUCUCAUAUCAGUGUUCUGCUCAGAGAGAGAGAUGUGUAUGUUUUAUUUCAUUUUUUUUCCUCCUUUCUCUCGUGGGUUUAUUGCUUUUGUCUGUUUUGUUAAAGGCCAUCAGUCUUGUAGGUACAACCUUUAAGCUUUCCCCUCUCACACAGCCAUAUGUAGACUCCUGCAGGUGCCAGAAUGCCUCCUAAAAAGUUUUGUGCUUAUUUUGUGCCCUUCUUUUCUCCCACUUCCUCUUAAACUUUGUUUUGUUUUUCUUUUUUUUUCUUUUUUUUGCCUCGUUUCCUAGUGUUGCCUUUAAUUUCACAAUGUUAAACCAAUAAAGUUUGAAUAUUGUAAAAUGAA